AUGUCAGCAGACUAUUGGGGAUCAUCGCAGCGUGCAAAAUGGCAGUUCACUAAAGAAAAACUGCAUUCUUAUCGUUUAAACAUAUUUCAGUGGGAGAAACAGAAACUGUCAACUAAUCCGUUCUACUUGAGGCAUGAUACAAAUGCCAGGAUAUACAUUCACCAAUUAAUAUCAAAACUAGGGAGACGAUUGGCAAUGAGGCAAAUAGUAGUGGCCACCGCUGAGGUAUACGUUUCAAGGUUUUUGACGAGAGUUUCACUAUUUGAAAUCAAUAUAUAUAUGCUAGUAACGGCGGCUAUUUAUCUUGCAGGUAAGGUUUGUGAGUGUCCUCAACACAUUCGAACAGUUUUAUCUGAGGCUAGGAAUUCUUGGCCAGAGUAUGUUUGUGCUGAUUUUACUAAAUUGGCAGAGUUGGAAUAUUAUCUUAUUGACGAGUUAGAAUGCUACCUGAUUAUACAUUGCCCAUACAAUUCGCUCAAUCAGCUGGUUAAUGUAUUAGGUAGAGAAAAUAAGCCAAGUGACAUUGACAAAUACGAUGAAAACGGUAUCAGAUGCCAUGUCAAUCUAACAGACCAAGAGAUCGAGAAUACGUGGCAUAUAAUAAACGACAGCUUUAUUACUGAUUUACCCUUGUUGUAUCCACCACAUGUGAUAGCAAUAGCUGCAUUGCAUAUUGUCCUCGUACUGAGAACCGAGACUUUUGAUAUACAGAAAGGGCAUGCUAAAAUGUCAAGUGAUUCGUCGUUGCAUAUUGCUCUUGAUAAUACUGGUCAAUUAACCAGAAAUAAUUGGGGGAACAGUCCCACUAAACCAAAGAGCAAAAGUAGUAAAGUCCAUUUGAUUAAUACUGAUAAGGUCACACCGGGAGAUGUCACUAGCCUCCAAGACGAUAUCGAUGUCCUCAGCCCUUCCACUAAUGUUGCAGCAGGUCUAAUAAGUUCAAAUAACUUCUCCCUCAAAAGCAAUAUCAAAGGGAGUCUCCCACAUAAUAACCAAUAUAUGAAUGUUCCACAACUCCAGUAUCAAGGGGGGUUAAGGAGAAAGUUAAGCCAGUCGAUUAAUUCCGGGCAAACACGACAACAUAAAAACGUUGUCACUACAACCAUGGGGGUAAGCACAGGAAAACACAAUGAUACCCCAGAUAUUUACCAGAACACCCGAAUAGAGGCAUUCACCAAUUUCCUGGCUGGUUCCAACGUCAAUUUGGAGGAAAUUAUUGACUCGGUUCAACAGCUUUUAACCUUAUACGAGACCUGGCAGGACUACGAUGAAAGUGCUGUUCGUCAGAACUUCAGGAUUUUGCUUAUGUCAGUGCAUACUAGUAGCCUAAAAAAUGGCAUGCUUGGAUAA
Messenger RNA from Pichia kudriavzevii, 1350 nucleotides. RefSeq lists its product as uncharacterized. Gene Ontology annotation, molecular function: cyclin-dependent protein serine/threonine kinase regulator activity. The record is from RefSeq and is a predicted model, not a curated record. Lineage: Eukaryota; Fungi; Ascomycota; Pichiomycetes; Pichiales; Pichiaceae. Gene Ontology annotation, biological process: positive regulation of transcription by RNA polymerase II. Gene Ontology annotation, cellular component: nucleus; mediator complex. The transcript has a single exon. Bases 1 to 1350 code for a protein of 449 amino acids.